AUGAUCCCAAAAUAUCAACUGCUCUUCAGGAUUAUCCUCUGUCUGAUUCUAGCAGGCGCAGUUGCAGGCAAUAUUCCCGAGUCUGUAAAGGGUCUGACUGGAGAGCUGGGUGCAGCCCGCAUCAAUGGUGGCCAAUUGAUGAACGAAUCGGUGCCGUUUCAGGUCUCCAUGCAGAUGCUGCGCCGUGGACGCUGGCGGCACUUCUGCAGCGGCUCCAUCGUCAGCGAGCAGCAUGUCCUGACGGCGGCGCAUUGCGUGGACAAGCUGCAGGUGGGCAACUCGAGCGUGCUGGGCGGCACAGUCAACUGGCAGCUGGAUGGACGCCAUCGGCACAGAAUUGUGGCCAAGCACGUGGAUCCGCAGUAUACUAUGAGUCCGCGCAUCAACAAUGACAGCUGGGGCUCCAUAACACCCACCAACUAUCAGACCAUCUCGAAUGAGGAAUGGUCCGUUGGCUUUCGCGUCACACCCAACGAGAUUUGAGCACUCUCAGCGCCCGGCUAGGGCGCCUGCGCGUUAGACUGAAGAUUUGCUCUGCUUAAUUCGACUACUGGCAUUUCCGACCAAUAGGGUGACUCGGGUGGUCCACUGAUCUUGACGGCCAGCGGCCGUCCACGGCAGCUGGUGGGCAUUGUGUCCUAUGGCAGCGUCACCUGCACACAGGGCAAGCCCGAUGUCUAUACGUGUGUCUCCAGCUUUUUGCCCUACAUCAACAAGAUCCUUAGCCAGGAUCUGGCCCAGGCUACGAAUAAGCGAUAA
Molecule: messenger RNA, 759 nt
Organism: Drosophila novamexicana
Lineage: Eukaryota; Metazoa; Arthropoda; Insecta; Diptera; Drosophilidae
Product: chymotrypsin-like elastase family member 2A
Biological process (GO): proteolysis
Molecular function (GO): serine-type endopeptidase activity
Source: RefSeq, a predicted model, not a curated record